Messenger RNA from Zingiber officinale, 1975 nucleotides. Its product is annotated as ubiquitin carboxyl-terminal hydrolase 24-like. The record is from RefSeq and is a predicted model, not a curated record. Gene Ontology annotation, cellular component: cytosol; nucleus. Gene Ontology annotation, molecular function: cysteine-type deubiquitinase activity; cysteine-type endopeptidase activity. The transcript is spliced from 7 exons. The coding region runs from base 126 to 1730 and encodes 534 amino acids. NCBI's taxonomy places the organism in Eukaryota, Viridiplantae, Streptophyta, Magnoliopsida, Zingiberales, Zingiberaceae. Gene Ontology annotation, biological process: protein deubiquitination.
CUCACGAACGUCGCGAACCCCUUGAUCAUCUCCUCCUCUUACUCUAGGCGACGGCGGCGGAGUCGGUGCAGGCGCAAGGAGUGAAGGACUCAUCGAACUCUGGAUCUCGACAGCGAAGGCGUGCGAUGAAGCAACCUCCGGUUUUAGUCUUUGGUUCUUUUACCAAAGCCGAGUCUAAGUUCUUCAAGAAACAGUCAGUUGAAGAUGAUUCAUUUCUUGUAGAAAAUCAAGGAUUGCAGUUUGGAUCCUCAAAAUCUCGAAGUUUAUACAAAGGCUCUGCUAGUGAAACUAUAAAAGUCAAUUCAUCUGUAAAUUCAAAAGGUGUCCAAAUUUCAAAUUUAAUUGCAAACGGCCGAGCAUGCACUACUUCAUCAGCAGCUAAGUAUGAUAGAAAACCUGUGAAUACAAGAACCCAAUCAAAUGGAUGCACCAGUAGAUGUUCCUCCCACUCUAUAGGAGUUGCUGAAAAUGGGCACUAUAACUCUGAUUUAGCUUCUUCUCGAGAAUCUGAUCAUGGAAUUACAAGAGAAACUACUCUAGCAAGCCCAAAAGGUGGGUUCCAAGCAUCAAAAAACCAUAGUGUGCUUUCUGAUUCAGGGGCAGCUCCAACUCCCACAUUGGAAACUCUGGAAAUUACUAGUAAGAAAGAACAAGUAGUCGAAUGCUUAUUGCCCCGUGGACUAGUAAAUUCUGGAAAUAUAUGUUUUUUAAAUGCAACAAUGCAAGGACUUCUCGCCUGUGCACCGUUUGUUCAACUUUUGCAGGAGUUAAGGAAUCAAAGUAUCUCAAAGAUUGGCUUUCCGACAUUGCAUGCAAUUGUUGAUUUUAUAUGUCAAUUUGACAUGCCGGAUGAUUCAAGACUGACUACCAAUGGAAAGGGAGUUAUCAAAACUGGGAAGGCUUUUAGCCCGACUAUGUUUGAUGCUGUUUUAAAAGGUUUUACUCCAGACUUGCCAGCUGGAAUAUUUGGCAGGCAUAGACAAGAGGAUGCUCAGGAAUUCUUGAGUUUUAUCAUGGAUCAAAUGCAUGAUGAAUUGUUGAAGCUUGAUGGUCAUUUAUCAGAUUCUAGUGGGGGCAAGACGCCAAUUGUUUCUUCUGCUGAUGAAGAUGGCUGGGAAACUGUUGGACCAAAGAACAAAUCUGCAGUCACUAGAACUCAGAGUUUUGUUCCUUCACGGCUAACUACAAUUUUUGGGGGUCAGUUAAGGAGCCUUGUGAAGACGACAGGCAACAAGGCUUCAGCAACAAUUCAGCCAUUCCUUUUGCUCCAUCUUGACAUUUUCCCGGAUCAUGUUCACAGCAUUGAGGAUGCACUACGCUUAUUUUCUGCACCUGAAACUAUUGAAGGAUAUAAAGCAUCACAUGGCAAGGCUGGGGUAGUAAAUGCCAGUAAAUCAGUGAAAAUACAAACGCUUUCCAAGAUAUUGAUACUGCAUUUAACAAGAUUCAGCUACGGAAGCAAAGGAAGCACAAAAUUGCACAAGCCUGUCCAUUUCCCAUUAGAGCUUGAUAUUGGCCGCGAACUACUUGUUUCCCUGUCAGAGCGAAGAAGAUACGAGCUUGUGGCAACCAUAACGCACCAUGGGCGAGAACCAGCAAAGGGCCACUACACUGCCGAUGCAAGGCAUGGCUGUGUAUGGCUUCGGCAUGAUGAUGCAUCUGUUACGGCUGUUAAUACAAAAAAUGUCUUGCACGACCAGGCUUAUGUUCUUUUCUAUAAGCAAAUGUAGUGAUGCAUGUCCUAUUUAACUUGUUGAUCCGGUCUCCAAUUGCCAUUGUACAUGAAAACCGAGGUUGAGAUCGGAAUUAAUUAUGUGUUUGCAUGUAGAACUCUCAUCAGUGUUUGCCCAUGUUUGUUUAUUUUAACUGUGUAUCAUGAGUUGGGCAGGAUGGGAGCUCAUUUUUCCAUAGCAAAUGUAUACUAACCUAGAAACAAUUUGUACACACUUAUACAAGAGUUGUUUUUUUUAGUUUG